Fusarium vanettenii 77-13-4 is the source of this 1995-nucleotide messenger RNA. RefSeq lists its product as uncharacterized. The transcript is spliced from 2 exons. NCBI's taxonomy places the organism in Eukaryota, Fungi, Ascomycota, Sordariomycetes, Hypocreales, Nectriaceae. The record is from RefSeq and is a predicted model, not a curated record. The coding region runs from base 1 to 1995 and encodes 664 amino acids.
AUGCUCUCACCACCCUGCAAGAUAUGCCUCGACUUUGACGAGAGCUCACUUCAACCGCCCUCGAGGACACGCUGCACGCUGGAUGAACUAUGCAACUCUGCGCCAGCAUGUUCUACCUGCGGCAUCAUUCUUACCGCUGCCAAGCAUUGUUUUCCAGAGAUUCUCCUGGCGACUAGUUACUUCUCUCUCUCCUUCUCUCGAUUUAACGGUCGUCAUCUACAGAACCCUAGUGAGACGUUUAGUGUGACCGUCUCUGUGGAGGUAGAUGUCGUCGAAGAGGAUUUACCAAAGGAGUUGGUGGGGAAAAUGUUUCGGGAUCGUGAACUUCACAUCUACACUGCCAAAGGAAAACCUUCUCCCUGGCCAGUGUUUGAAGAAGGCCCGGUAAUCCCUUAUAAUACUCAGGAACUGGCAAAACAAGCUAGGAAGUGGAUUGACGACUGCGACAGGAUGCACACGGGCUGUAGAAGGUCUGAAGAGAACAUCCUGCCGAGAAGAGUCGUACAGAUUAUCCAACACUCAGGGACAUCAUCAUGUAGAGCUCGCCUGUACGAGACCUCGCCUGGCGAGCGAGGAUCUUAUGCUUGCCUCAGUCAUUGCUGGGGUAAACACCAGAUAAUCAGGACGACCAAAGACAGCUUUGACCGCCACAAGGGAGAAAUUCCAUGGACUGAGCUGUCGACUACCUUCAAGAACGCCAUUGAAUUCUCGCUUCACCUUGGCAUUGAGUUCAUUUGGAUUGACUCUCUAUGUAUCAUCCAAGAUGACACGCCAGACUGGGAGAAAGAAGCCGUCAAGAUGGCUGACUACUACGCUAACGCUGACGUUACGUUGGCAGCUACUGCAUCACCAGAUGGCACGGUGGGCUUCUAUCCUCCUCGACCUGCACGAGAUGAACCGCUUGAUGUACAAGGACUAGACAAGCAAGGACGACCAUACCAUCUUGUUGUGAGAACUCACAUGAGACAUCCCUACGAAUCCAGCCGCGAUGAAACCUUUAAUGGGGGCACCUACGAGUUUCCUCUCAUGACCCGAGGAUGGGUACACCAGGAACAUGUCCUCUCCCGAAGAUUCCUCCACUUUGGUCCGAGGGAGCUCGUGUGGGAGUGUCAAUCUGUGACGACAUGCCAAUGCGGAGGAACACCUGCAAGACCAACCGUUCGCGAGAGGACGACUCAACUCCUCAGUGUUUCGAAACCUAGCCUGGAUCUAGGAGACCCUAUGGUGAUGCUCAAAUUGUGGUAUCAAAAUCUUAGGAGCAUCACGUCCCUGGAUCUCACAUACAUCCAAGACCGACUCCCAGUCAUGGCUGGUAUUGCGUCGCAGCUCAGCAAGGACAGAACAGGGCGUUAUCUAGCUGGCCUGUGGGAGGAUUCCCUGGUCUCUGAUCUUUGCUGGCAGACGUUUGGCGACGAUAGAGAAAGGCCAGAGACGCUAAAGAGCGUACCGACAUGGUCAUGGGGUUCAGUCUCGGGGCCCAUCGCCGGCCCGUGGGAUCGUGUCCACAGGACGACUUUUACAGCCAAGGUCGUUGACAUUGACUGCAAACCCAGUGGACCUACAUUCCUCGGUCGCCUUGAUCAUGGAAUACUCACUCUAGAAGGGUACGUCGCUCGGGUAAAGAUAUUUCCUCGUGGAGGACGCGGCCAAGGAUUUCCGAGAAUCCAGUUCACAAACGGAGAGUGUCGCUCUUCGGGUCCAUACAAGUUCCAGUUCCAACCUGAUGUGGAAGACUGGACGAUGAAAACUCCAGACUCUAAAGUGCUGGCUGUGGAGAUGGGAACGACUAUCGAAGACGGGCAAACCCAGGAAGCAAAUUAUCUCAUCUUGCAGCCCGCCGAAAGAGGGGGCGGUUUAUUUGAACGUGUUGGAAAGGUUUGGGCAGCAGCAGUAGGAAUCGGCUCGAAGAAGACGAGGGAGGAGGUAGGCCAUGAGAUGUCAUUCCCUGAUUAUUUUGCACAAGAGGCUACUGUUGAAAGGGCCCGAAUAUGUUGA